GGGAUGGGACCCCAAGGACACUCCGGCCUGAGCUCCCGGUGCCACCCGGGUGCCACCCAAAGGACCGGGCUGCAGCCACCCGGGAGGGUCCCCGCGACCCCCGAGCCCCGAGGAGCGGCGGAGUCCUUCGAGAUGGAGGAGGUGCUGAGCGAGGAUGAKGAKGAKGAUGAGGAUGAUGAGGAUGAUGAGGAUGAUGAGGAUGAUGAGGAUGAAGAAGGCUCCCAGCCCCCCCACGCCUCGGCCAGGACCCGAAGGAGCUCCGCGUUCCGCCGGCGCUCCGACAGCAGCGGCUUCGGGGAGGAGCCGCUCCCGGCCCCGGGACCCCCGGCCCGRSCCCRCCGACCCCACCGGGKGACCUGAGGCCACCUCAGGGAUGUCCCACGGACGUUUUGGACACGCGUGUGACACGUGUGUGUGUGUGCGUGUGUGCGUGUGCGUGUGYGGCACAGAAAAACCUCCGAACUCAGGAUUUUGCCCCAUUUUUUGUCCCCCGGGGGCUGCAGCGGGGACGUGUCCCCACCCCUCGGGGACGUGUCCCCAACCCUUGGGGACGUCACUUGCACUUUGGCCACGUCGGUAACACUAUGGGGGGUGGGGACACAAUAAAGUUCCCGAAGGGGUGACGGUGA
Molecule: messenger RNA, 629 nt
Organism: Malurus melanocephalus (red-backed fairy wren)
Lineage: Eukaryota; Metazoa; Chordata; Aves; Passeriformes; Maluridae
Product: nucleolin-like
Exons: 3
Coding region: 4-360 (118 amino acids)
Source: RefSeq, a predicted model, not a curated record